Molecule: messenger RNA, 279 nt
Organism: Didymodactylos carnosus
Lineage: Eukaryota; Metazoa; Rotifera; Eurotatoria; Philodinida; Philodinidae
Source: the annotation of a GenBank genome assembly
AUGAAAUUCGUCUAUAUUCGUAAGCAUUUAACAUUAAUCCAAUCUCAAAUUGCUUAUGAACGUCGUCAACAACAACGUAACCAUUCACAAACACAAGAUAUACAGCAAGAGGCAUUGUUACAGGCCUCCAAAACACCCUCUACUCCAUCGACUAUACCGAAAAUAGCUACUUAUCAAUCGUAUUCUAAUCCACCUAUCAAUCGUCGAUCAAUUCACUUAUCGGGUAAUAAACAAACAAAUAUUAAUCAACAACAAUCGAGUGGCGUCACGAUCGAGUGA